UCUCUUGCUUUUUCUUCGCUUCAUCUUCAAAUUUUCAAUUCGUCUAUAGUUGUUUGUUUAUCGAGAAAAUGCCAUAAAUUUUGUUGAAUGAUGCGCUGCAUAUUUCUAUGCUUUCAACUUGAUUGUUAAAAGUUGACGACGUAGGUUGGGGCUAGCUUUGCAUACUUUUGCUGUUCAAAGAGCUCGUCUAUCUCCCCAAAAUGAAGGGACGUGUGAGAUGGGAUGAAGCUAAUAUUGGAAACAUUGAGGCAAACAAACCUGUGAGGCAAAAAAUUACUGAGCCUAAGACUCCAUAUCAUCCUAUGAUUGAAGAUGACAGCUCUCCAUCUCCUGGAAGAGGAGGGUACGAUGAAGGUGUGGAUGAUAAAAGUGACCCAACAAAUGCUGAAGAAUCUGCUUUUGAUAAUGUGGUUUCUUGCAAUAGAAAAAAAACUAGACAAUCUGAUGGCUGGACAUCAUCUGAGGAUGAGACAGAAUCAGUAGAACAAAUUGAUGAAGAUGCAAGUUGUAGCUUUAAAGAGCACCGACGUGCCCACUAUGAUGAAUUCCUUAAAGUCAAAGAAUUGAGACAACAGGCUCUUCUAGAGAAUGGAAGUGACGAGGAUAAUAAUACUGAGGAGAAGAAAUCGAACUCUGACUCAUCUUCUGCAGCGAGUAAAGGAGAUUGACAUCGAGGGGUAAUAUGGACUUCUCCAACCAAAUGUUUCUUAUAUAUUGUUUGAUUUUGAUGAAUAAAACACACUUCGUGGUUUCAUUACUAUUUACAUUUUUGGGAUGUUUCAUGGUUAAGAUUGGAUGUUUCAUGAUGAUAUUAGAAGAAUGAUAGUUUGGCGUCCUUUAGUGCAUUUAAUUUAAUACCAUCCCAAGAGAGUGAAGGUAGGAAGAAGCUGAGAAAAAAAGUGUUAUAGUUCAUAGUUGAAGUAAUAGACAACUAUUAACUUCAAUUAUAGAUAUUAGUAGAACUCUAUACUUAGUUAUUCAUUUUCAGCUAGAUCAAUUCACAAUGCACGAGUUUCAUUGUUCCUUUCUACAUAA
Molecule: messenger RNA, 1035 nt
Organism: Cicer arietinum (chickpea)
Lineage: Eukaryota; Viridiplantae; Streptophyta; Magnoliopsida; Fabales; Fabaceae
Source: RefSeq, a predicted model, not a curated record